Molecule: messenger RNA, 17259 nt
Organism: Python bivittatus (Burmese python)
Lineage: Eukaryota; Metazoa; Chordata; Lepidosauria; Squamata; Pythonidae
Source: RefSeq, a predicted model, not a curated record
UGUGCAUACUGCAAGCACCUUGGAGCCACUAUCAAAUGCUGUGAAGAGAAAUGUACCCACAUAUAUCAUUACCCAUGUGCUGCUGGAGCAGGCACAUUUCAGGAUUUUAAUAACUUUUCCCUUCUUUGCCCAGAUCACAUUGACCAGGCUCCGCAAAGAUCCAAGGAAGAAGCUAACUGUGCAGUGUGCGACAGCCCCGGUGACCUAUUAGAUCAACUUUUUUGUACAACCUGUGGCCAGCAUUACCAUGGGAUGUGCCUGGAUAUACAAGUGACACCUAUCAAACGGGCAGGUUGGCAGUGCCCUGAUUGCAAAGUGUGCCAGAACUGCAAGCAUUCUGGAGAAGACAACAAAAUGCUCGUAUGUGAUACAUGUGACAAAGGGUAUCAUACUUUUUGUUUACAACCAGUUAUGGAUUCUGUACCAACAAAUGGGUGGAAAUGCAAAAACUGCAGGGUAUGUGCAGAAUGUGGCACACGGACCAGUAGCCAGUGGCAUCACAACUGUCUUAUGUGUGACAGUUGUUAUCGUCAACAAGAUAGCCUACCUUGCCCUUUCUGUGAAAAAUCCUCCUAUCCAAACUUGCAAAAAGAGAGGUUGCACUGUCAUAUGUGCAAAAGGUGGAUACACAUAGGGUGUGACAAACCUCCUGACAAUGAACUGGAUAUUCAUUUAAAAGAAUAUGUCUGCAGUCUUUGCAAACAUUCAGAUGUAGAACAAGAACAUACACAAAUGUGUGACAUGAUGGAGACUGACCAACUUCUUCCUGGAGUUGGCACAGAAAUAGAAGAUGGUCCAGAAGAUGCAGCAAACAAGAAGCAGUUAGUAUCUGAGGGUAGCCUUGAUCAAGAAUCAGUGGUUGAGUCUUCUACAGAUAGUAAGAGCACCCUUUCUUUGGCAGCACAAGAGCCUAUAGGCCUUUCAUUAGAUGAAAAGAAUUGUGAACUGGAAACACAGGUUUCCAAUCAUUUUGGUGAAGAAGAAGGGGAAACAUCUGUUAAAAAUACUCCUGCAUCUGAUAGCAACCACACUGAUAAAAAGAGGGAAACUUCAGAAAAUAUUCCAGAAAUAACACAGCAAGUAUCAGACAAACAACCUGAAGAAACAAAACCAUCACAGGCGAGCACUGAGUUGGCGGAAAUGCCCCCAGAGGAAUGUCACCUUCCUAUGAAACCAGAGGAUAUACCCAAGGUGCCUGAAACUUUUGUUUUAGUCAAUAAAGAACCAGUCUCCAAUCCUAAGGAAACAGUAUCUGAAACAGUGGUCAUUCUAGAAGGUACAAGUGGAAGAGACACUCCUGGAAAUGGUGAAAUGUCAUCUCUUCCUGCGAGUGAAAGUUGUGCAGCUGACAGUUCACCGUUGGCAGAUCCAGCUUUAAAAUCAUCACCUGAGAUAUUUUCUUCAUUUCCACCAUCUGUUGAAAUAAAUAAAUCUUCUAGUGUGUCUUCCUUGCCAGCAACCUCACCAGAGUUAGGCUCAUCACAUGAGAUGUUGCGAUGCCAGAUGUCAUCACUAGAAUCUUCUGCAGCUCUUCCAACCACAUAUGUAUCACUCACUCCAAAAAUUGGAAUGGGAAAACCUGCUAUCACUAAAAGAAAAUUUUCUCCUGGGAGACCAAGGUCAAGACAGGGUGCUUGGAAUAGCCAUAAUACAGCAAGCCCACCUUCUUGGUCCCCGGACAUUUCAGAAGGUCGAGAAACUUUCAAAUCUAGACAACUACCUGGCAGUGCCAUUUGGAGCAUCAAAGUGGGUCGUGGGUCAGGAUUUCCUGGGAAGCGGAGACCACGAGGUGCAGGUCUUUCUGGAAGAGGUGGACGAGGGAGAUCAAAAUUGAAGAAUGGAAUUGGAUCAAUUCUUGCUCCAGGGGUCACAGAUAUGGAUAUCUCAUCCAGCAAAGAUGAAGAAGAAAACUCCAUGCAUAAUACUGUUGUCCUGUUCUCUAGCAGUGACAAGUUUACUUUACAUCAGGACAUGUGUGUAGUUUGUGGGAGUUUUGGCCAAGGUGCAGAAGGCCGACUACUUGCCUGCUCUCAAUGUGGUCAGUGUUACCAUCCGUACUGUGUAGGUAUUAAGAUUACAAAAGUGGUGCUCCACAAAGGUUGGAGAUGUCUGGAGUGCACUGUGUGUGAAGCCUGUGGGAAGGCUACAGAUCCAGGAAGGUUACUUCUGUGUGAUGACUGUGAUAUCAGCUAUCAUACUUAUUGCCUAGAUCCACCACUACAGACAGUUCCCAAAGGAGGUUGGAAGUGCAAAUGGUGUGUUUGGUGCAGACACUGUGGAGCUACUUCUCCUGGUCUAAGAUGCGAAUGGCAAAAUAAUUACACACAGUGCGCUCCUUGUGCAAGUUUAUCUACCUGCCCAGUCUGCUGUUGCAAUUAUAGAGAAGAAGAGCUUAUUCUGCAGUGCAGGCAGUGUGACAGAUGGAUGCACACCGUCUGUCAAAAUUUAAACACGGAGGAAGAAGUGGAAAGCACAGCAGAUAAUGGUUUUGACUGCACCAUGUGUAGACCGUAUAUACCAUCAGCAAAUGUGCCUUCCUCUGAAUUCUGUGAAUCAUCCAUUGCAGCACAAAUUAUAUCAAAAGCAAAGGAACUUGACCCACCGAAGACAUACACUCAAGAUGGCGUCUGUUUGACCGAAACGGGAAUGUCUCAGUUACAGAGCAUCAGCGCUAUUGUACCAAGAAGAAAAAGGGCCAAGCCAAAGCUGAAGUUGAAGAUUAUAAAUCAGAAUAGUGUCGCUGUCCUUCAAACACCACCUGAUAUCCAAUCAGAACACUCAAGAGAUGGUGAGAUGGAUGACAGUAGAGAAGGAGACCUCAUGGAUUGUGAAGGAAAAUCAGAUACAAGUCCUGAACGAGAACCUAUAGAUGAUGAUCCUAAGGGAAUGGAAGGAACUGAUGGGAUCAAAAAGAGAAAGAGAAAGCCAUACAGACCUGGCAUCGGUGGAUUCAUGGUACGCCAGCGGAGUCGUACAGGACAAGGAAAAAUGAAAAGAUCUCUCUCCAGAAAAGAUUCUUCUGGUUCGGUGUCUGAGCAAAUACCUAGCAGAGACGAAAGUUGGAGUGAACAACUGCCUGAUACACCUGUUGAUGAAACUCUUUCUGUUUCUGAAAAUAUAGAAAAAAUUAAAAAACGUUACAGGAAAAAGAAAAAUAAGCUUGAAGAAAUUUUCCCAGCAUAUUUGCAGGAAGCUUUCUUUGGAAAAGAACUUUUAGAUACCAGUAGGCAAAGUAAGCCAAGUUUGGAUCAUUUAUGUGAUGAAAGCCUUAGUAUUUCAUGCAAAGCAAGUCUGAACACCAAUUUCUUAGACCCAUCAUCAGAUCCCCUUCUGAGUUCAACUUCCACUCCAACUCCCUCAAAAUCUGGUGCACAAGGCAACCUGGAUGAUCCAUUAGCUGCCCUUGUGCUGAACACUGAGGAUGACAUCCUUGGCAUUCUUUCGGAUGAUUUAGUGAAAUCUGGGGAUCAAACAGGUCUUGAUUUAUGCACUUUCCAGGUUGAGAACUCCUCUUCCCCUUUUGCUGGACUAGAUAUUGGGCCCAUCUCUGACGAUCCCUCCUCACUGCCUCUGCAGAAUGUCAGCCAGAAUUCUCGACCAUUGAGUGAAGAACAGUUAGAUGGGAUCUUGAGCCCUGAAUUGGACAAGAUGGUCACAGAUGGUGCAAUUCUUGGUAAAUUGUAUAAGAUUCCAGAGCUGGGAGGAAAGGAUGUUGAAGACUUGUUUACUGCUGUACUGAGUCCUGCGGCCACUCAGUCGGCUCCUUUGCCACAGCCCCCCCCACCUCCUCCACCACAGUUAAUGCACUUGCACAAUCAAGGGGAGAAUGCGUUUUCAAGAGUUCCACUUAUGAAUGGCCUGAUUGGACCAACUCCCCAUCUCCCUCAUACACCCUUGGUCCCUGGAAGUGGGUUAGGUGCUUUCUCUACUAUAACUCAGCCACCCUAUGCCGACACCAGAGAUAAAAACACAGUAUUUAAUGCAGUGAUUAAUGAUCCUACCAGUCCUUGGGUUCCAUCUGCAACCCCCUUGGAAGGAGAAAGUGAUACCAUGUCUAAUGCACAAAGGAGCACUCUGAAAUGGGAAAAAGAGGAAGCACUUGGCGAAAUGGCGACAGUCGCACCUGUUUUAUACACAAAUAUCAACUUUCCAAACCUAAAAGAAGAGUUUCCAGAUUGGACUACCAGAGUCAAGCAGAUUGCCAAGCUAUGGAGAAAAGCAAGCUCGCAGGAAAGAGCUCCAUACGUGCAAAAAGCCAGAGAUAAUAGGGCUGCCUUGCGGAUUAACAAAGUACAGAUGUCUAAUGAUUCAAUGAAGAGACAGCAGCAGCAGGAUAACAUUGAUCCUGGCUCUCGUAUUGAGACUGAACUCUUCAAGGAUCCAUUAAAACAGAGGGAAUCUGAGCAUGAGCAAGAGUGGAAAUUUAGGCAGCAAAUGCGUCAAAAAAGUAAACAGCAAGCAAAAAUUGAAGCGACUCAGAAACUUGAGCAAGUGAAAAAUGAGCAGCAGCAGCAGCAGCAGCUGCAGCAACAACUAGGAUCACAACAACUUUUAAACCAGUCAGGCUCAGAUACCUCUAGCAAUGGGAUGCAAAGUCCUUUAACCCCUCAGACUAGCAAUGGAAAUAUGUCUCCUGCACAGCAAGCGUUAUAUACAAAACAGUUGCCUGGUACUUCUACAUCUACUCCUUCUGAUGUUUUUCUAAAACCACAAGCACCACCUCCUCCUGUGACACCAAAUAGAAUGCCUGCUCAAGAUGCUCAUUGUCAGACUCCAUCACAACAAACCUUCUCUCCUUCCCCCUCUACUCAGCCACCUUCUCCAGUUGACCCAUAUGCAAAAAUGGUUGGAACUCCCAGGCCACCGCCUGUUAACCAAAAUCAAAAAUUUGUCAGGAGAAAUUCUGCUACGUCAGCAGAUAUCUGUCCACCGCCAUCAAUACCCAGGCCAACUCAAGUAUCUGAAUCAAUAGGAAGGAGACCGUCACCGGCCAGAGAUUCAUGUUCUUCAUCCCCAGGCACCAGUGACCCUUAUGCAAAACCUCCAGAUACACCAAGACCUGUAAUUGGAACAGAACAGUUCUCUAAAUCUUUGGGGGUAUCAAGAUCACCUUUAAUUUCAGAACAACCGGCAAGCAGUGACCAAUUUGCUAAGCCACCUCCAAGGACAGGAAACGAUACAUUUCAGAGGCCCCGGAUCGCUUCUACUGAUUCAUAUGUACGGCCUCCGUUGACUUCCCCAUCUGUUAUUGAAGGACAUUCCAGCCCAUUUAAAACACCAGCGUGCCCAACUCAGUCUCCGCAAGAUCCUUAUACAAAAAUGCCACCUACUUCAAGGAGAGUAGCUGUGGAUCCUUAUGAAAGGCCUGUUUUGACACCAAGGCCCGUAGAUAGUUUUGUGCACAGUCCAUCUAAUGAUUCUUACAACCAGUCUCAGUUGGCUUCACACUCAGCAAUAAAGGAUACUUUUGCCCAUCCACAAAGAGGGUUGCGAAAUCAGGGUGAUUAUUCUGGAACUCUUUCAAGGGCAGUUGCUCAGGAUCCAUAUGCCCAGCCCCCGGGCACCCCUCGACCUGUCACAGACCCUUAUGCCCAGCCCCCUGGUACCCCUCGACCUGCUCCAGUUGACCCAUAUCUGCAUCAGCCACUCACACCAAGACCUCCACAGACAGCAGACUUAUUUGCUCAGGUUUCAGCUAAUCAGAGGCAUUCUGAUCUGUAUGUCCAGCCUCCAGGUACACCAAGGCCAGUUACUAAUGAUCCAUAUUCUCAAUCACCAGCAACUCCAAGGUCUGGAAUUUCAGAAACUUACAGUAGGCCAAUUCCCAUGCCCAAUAGGGAUCCUUAUCUGCAGGCAUCACAGAGCAGGACUUUAUCUGGGACUUUUAUAAAGCCAUCAGAUCCAUGUUCUCAGCCUCCAAAGCUAUCAGGGCCUACAGUGACAGAUUCUUUUAGCCAUGCUCCGACAGCAUCACCUUGUGAUCCUUAUGAUCAGCCUCCAAUGACUCCAAGAUCUCAACCAGAAACAUUUGGAACAGCUCAGCACCCUCAAGAUGACCAAUCUAGAAGUGGAUCAGAGGGAAACUUCAGCUCCUCGGUAAACUCUUCCAUGAAUUUGCAAGGAAAACUAUUUUCACAGACCACACAAGGUUCUGGCCCAGGCCCAACUGCAGGACUAACACAGAACACAAUGUCUCAGACAGAUGCAGAGAAAUUAAGACAGCGCCAGAAGUUACGUGAAAUUAUACUUCAGCAGCAGCAACAAAAGAAGAAUGCAAUCCGUCAAGAAAAAGCGCCACCAGAGCCUCCUGCAGCAACUCCAACAGCACCUGUUCAACCGUGGCAGCAAGAAAAUCUGAACCAGAUUUUCAACCGGCCGCCACCUCCUUAUCCUGGCAACAUUAGAUCAUCUACUGUUCCUCCAAGUGGACUAAGGCUGGCAGGUUUUCCUGUUGAUGGGCAGCUUAAUAAACCUCAGUUUCCAGGAGAUACAAGUGGCAUGGGGAUGAGGCCUCAUGGAAUUAGAUUUGGCUUUUCCAGUGGUGUCCAUGGACCUCCACCUUGUCAAGAUCAUUUUCUUGGUCCACCACAACAAAUGCAACGUGCUGGUGUCCCACCACAGCUUAGAAGAUCCAUGUCUAUAGAUAUGCCUAGACUACCUAACAAGCCACCAAUGAGUAAUCCCAUUGGCCUGUCACAGCAUUUCCCACCACAAGCUAUCCAGGUUCAACAGCACAACAUAAUGGGGCAGGCGUUUAUCGAGCUUUGCCACAGAGCACCUGAAGUCAGACCAAGACUGCCUUUUAAUUCCUCGUCAACUACUAUUAUGAGCACUGUUGCUGAGCAUCAGCAACAAACUGAGCCUUUACCUAGACAGGAUUGUCAGGGCCCAAGACACCUAGAACCCACAAGACGUAAUUCUCAAAAUUCAAACAACCCAUUGCAGAUUUCAACAGGUUUGGAGCAUUUACCACCACCCCAGCAAGAUAAAGUGAAUCCAAAUCAUCCACCUGUACUUGUCAUGUGUUCUUUGAAUCACCCAUCAAUAAAUAAUGCUUUUUCAGGAGGCCCUUUGCCAAUAACAAGACCAGCAAAUGAAACAAGUGACUUGCAGAUGCCCAGGCAGCCCACUGAUAGUUUAGAAGAGAAACUUGAUCCUGAUGACCCCUCUGUGAAAGAUUUAGAUGUUAAAGACCUUGAUGGUGUUGAGGUUAAGGAUUUGGUUGAUGAUGAUCUUGAAAAUCUAAAUCUAGAUGCAGAAGAAGAUAAAGGUGAUGAACUGGACACAUUAGAUAAUCUUGAAACUAAUGAUCGUCACCUUGAUGAUCUUCUGAGAUCAGGAGAAUUUGACAUAAUUGCUUAUACUGAUCCAGACCAUGAUUUGGGUGACAAAAAGGGUAUGUUUAAUGAAGAGCUGGAUCUUAAUGUCCCCAUAGAAGAUAUACAGGGCAAGGCAGAAGACACUCAGCAGAAACCUCCAGAUGAUAAAGCUUCUGCUCCUGAAGAGUCUGUUUCUCCUCAGAAAAAAACUACUGAGAUCAGUGAAAUUAAAACAGAAGUGCUUUCUCCAAACACAUUUGAAGAAGCUAAAUGUAAUCAUGAAAAAAAUGACAAAAGUGUGGCAGCUUCAAGUGCUCAGCAUGAUGGAGAAACAAAAUCUGUUUUGCCUUGUAAUGUGGAAGUAACUGAUAAAGCAAAUAUAAAUGAGGAAACCGCAGUCUCCAGUUCAGAUGCUGUUCAAUUGCCUGGUCAAAGCACAACAAGUUCUUGCAGUAUCCCUGGAUCUACUCCAGUUCUUACAAGCUUACUCGCUCAUGGCAAUUCAGAAAACCCUGACAUAAGGUCACUAGACUCUCCCUCUCACCCAUUCCGGACAGCACAAACAAAUCCUGUUUCAAGUAUUCCACAAACUUUAAUUACAUCUGCAAGUCAAAACAUGGAAACUGUGUUACCCGAAGUCAACAUGGUUCCACAAAUAAGCCAUAGUUUUUCACAAGGGACAGCAGUAAAUUCAGGCUUUAUCUCUGGCCAGCCACCUAAUCACAGUUUGGGAGUAGGACAGCCUGGCAGUCAAACAGUGCCAGUUGUAAACAGGCCUCCUCCCAGUGGUAUUCCUGGUCCUCAGCAGAUGAUGCUUCCUCAAACGUUGGCCCAACAGCAAAAUCGAGAGAGACCUCUGCUUUUGGAAGAGCAGCCUCUUUUGCUGCAAGAUCUUUUGGAUCAAGAAAGGCAAGAGCAGCAGCAGCAGCGACAGAUGCAAGCCAUGAUUCGUCAGCGGUCUGAGCCAUUUUUCCCUAACAUUGAUUUUGAUGCAAUUACCGAUCCUAUAAUGAAGGCAAAAAUGGUAGCUCUGAAAGGGAUCAAUAAAGUUAUGGCACAGAACAAUAUGGGAAUGCCACCAUUGGUCAUGAACAGAUUUGCCUUUAUGGGUCAGGCAGGGCCUGGAGCCCAAAGCAACGAAGGUCAGAAUCUAAUACCACAAGCAGUUACACAGGAUGGUAGCCUAACACCUCAGAUGUCUAGACCAAAUCCUCCAAAUUUUGGUCCUGGAUUUGUAAAUGAUUCAUAUAGAAAGCAAUAUGAAGAAUGGCUACAGGAAACGCAGCAGCUUCUCCAAAUGCAGCAGAAAUUUCUUGAAGAGCAAAUUGGAGCACACCGAAAAUCAAAGAAAGCCCUCUCUGCAAAACAGCGCACAGCAAAGAAAGCUGGACGUGAAUUUCCAGAAGAGGAUGCAGAGCAGCUGAAGCACGUCACUGAGCAGCAGAGCAUGGUGCAAAAACAGCUGGAGCAGAUACGAAAGCAGCAAAAGGAGCACGCAGAGCUUAUUGAAGAAUAUCGGAUCAAACAGCAACAGUGUGGAUUGGGACCCCAUUCAGGGAUGCCUGGCAUUCCUUCUCAACCCCCCAUGGUCCCUGGAGGGUCACCACCUGCCAUGGGCCAGCAGAAUUUCCCAAUGGUAUCACAGCAGCUUCAGCAUCAACAACAUACUGUUGGCCAACCCAAUCAACCGAGAAUCCCAGGUUUGCCUGCGUGGCAACCUCCAAAUGCUCCAGUACUUCUCUCCCUCAAUGCACCAAGAAUGCCAGCUCCAAUAACCCAGCUGCCAGUUAAUCCUGGGACAGCUCCUUCUGUAUUAGCACCCAGUUCCAGUGUGCAGUCGGGUCCCCCACCUCGUGUGGAAUUUGAGGACAAUAACCCAUUUAGUGAAAGCUUCCAGGAACGAGAGCGAAAAGAGCGCUUGCGGGAGCAGCAGGAAAGGCAACGUAUUCAGCUUAUGCAGGAGGUGGAUCGACAGAGAGCUCUGCAGCAGAGGAUAGAAAUGGAGCAGCAUGGUACGGUGGGCUCUGAAUUAAAUGCUAGAACAUCUUUUACUCAAAUUCCUUACCUUGGUUCGGAUCGACCUUGUGAUUUUAUGAGGCCACCACAGCCCCUUCAGCAGUCUUUGCAGCAGCAACCGCAGCAGCAGCAGAUAGGACCAAUUUUGCAACCAGGACCCUUAAACUCUCCUCCUACAGCCACUUUUCAACAGUGCGGUGAGCGGCAGCAGGUGGGAUCUUCUCCUUUUGCGCCUGAUUCAGUCUCAGUUCAGGAUGGAAGCUCUACUUACCAUUCUGUUAAGCAGCCCCAUGGAAGUAUUUCUGGAGUCAGCUUUACACAGUACCAGCCUAGGCCUCAAUUUGCCACUGGUGUGCCUGCAGUUUCUCCAGGAACUAGCAGUGGUCUGCCCUGCAGUCAGGACUCCAGCAUGCCACCCAGCACAAACUUGGCUGGGACAAAUCAGUCUCUGAUUCAGCUGUAUUCUGAUAUCAUUCCUGAGGAGAAGGGCAAAAAGAAAAGAACAAGAAAAAAGAAAAAAGAGGAUGACGCUGACUCAGUGAAUACGCCAUCAACGCCUCAUUCAGAUAUAACUGCUCCUCCAACUCCGGUUGUUUCAGAUGCUGUCUCCACCCCAACCGUUAGCACUCCUGGUGAACUUGCACGCAAUUCAGGAGAAAUGGAGAGAGAAGAAGUGCCAGGCCCACCAGCACCAAGUGCUGCCGAGAGUCAGUCUUCCUUAGAACUAAAAGGUCAGCUUGCUGAGAGCAGCUUGCCACAAAACAAACUACCUGAGCAGUCAAGUCUAAACCCAGAAACAGACACAGUCAAGACCGAUAUUUCUGCAAACAUUCAGGAAAUUAGACUAGAAAAGGCAGAAGUUGAUCAGUGCUCUAGUCAAGCUGAAUCUAAAGCAAAGACUGAAAGGGACAUUAAAGUGGAAGACGAUAAAGCUGUCAUUCAGCAUUCCCCUUCCACGCAGAAUCUGGCACCGCCUACCAACAUCCCAGCUGCAAAAGGGGAAUCAGGGAAUGAACUCCUCAAACACUUGCUUAAGAACAAAAAAGCCGCCAGUCAUAUCAGUCAGAAAUCAGAAAGCAGCUUCCACUUACCAGAGAAUGCCGAGGAGAACAAAUUAAUGGAAAAACAGGAGUUGGCUGAAAGCAGCAUGCCAUUAGGGAAUCCAUUGCAGAGUUCAUUUGGAUGUGGUAACAGCCAAGUUCAGAGAGCAGAUUUAGGACAUGAAAUGAAGAAACAAAGGAACAAACGAACUCAAAGGACAGGUGAAAAGGCAACAUCUCGACCUAAGAGGAAAAAAAAAGAGGAAGAGGAAAAACAGACUAUUUUUCCUAACACAGAAACUUUCAUGCAGUUGAAACAGCAACUCUCCUUGCUGCCUUUAAUGGAGCCAAUGAUUGGAGUGAGUUUCGCCCACUUUCUCCCGUAUGGUAGCAGCCAUCAGAAUAGUGGAAGUCGGCUUGUGGGAGCUUUCGGUAGUGCCACGCUUGAUGGGGUAUCUGAUUACUAUUCUCAGCUAAUCUACAAGCAAAAUAAUCUCAGUAACCCACCUACACCUCCAGCCUCCCUUCCUCCUACGCCUCCACCUGUGACUUGCCAAAAAAUUGUAAAUGGAUUUGCAACUACUGAAGAACUUGCUACCAAAGCUGGAAUAUUGGGGGGACCUGAUGCUCUAGGUUCAAAGCAGUUUCAGCUGCCUUUCAGGCCACAGGAUGAUCUGUUAGCCAGAGCCAUAAUUCAGGGUCCUAAGAGUGUGGAUGUGCCUGCUUCUCUUCCAACCCCACCUCAUAACAAUCACGAAGAGCUCAGGAUUCAGGAUCCUUGUGAUGAUAGAGAUACUCCGGAUAGCUUUGUUCCUUCUUCUUCCCCUGAGAGCGUCAUGGGCAUGGAAAUAAGUAGGUACCCAGAUCUGUCAGCAGUAAAAGAAGAGAUGCCAGAGUCCGUUCCGUCUCCUGUCAUUCCAAUUCUGCCAGCCAGUACUGGAAAGGGUUCAGAAGCAAAGCAAAAUUUCAUCAAAACGGAGCCUUGUUCAGGUUUCUUUGGUUCUCAGCUGGGACUUGCCCCAAAUGGCGCAGAAUCCGGCCUUGUGUCCAUUGCCAUUACUUUGCAUCCCACAGCUGCAGAGAACAUUGGUAGUGUGGUGGCUGCAUUUUCCAAUCUUCUGCAUGUCAGAAUUCCAAACAGUUAUGAAAUUAGCAAUGCAUCUGAUGUUCCAUCAUCCAUUGGAAUAAUGAAUCCGCACAGAGCAAAUCCAGCUUUUGAGUACAGGCAACACGUACUCCUUCAUGGUUCUCAGUCAGGAACUGUCGGCCCUCCUGGAUUAACAGGACCUUAUGGACUCAAGCAACAUAAUACACCAUUUUUGUCAAGCGGAAAUGUUUUGGCAGGAUAUAAAGCACAAAGUCCAAAUGUUGCCGAUGAUUCAGCAUUAAGGUCACAGUGGUGUUCUCAUUGUAAAGUGGUAGUACUGGGCAGUGGAGUGCGAAAACCUUUCAAAGAACUGCAUUUCCUGAAACAGGAUUCCCGAGAGAAGUCUGAGAGAAUGGAGAAAGACAUUGUCUUCUGUAGUAACAAUUGCUUAGUUCUUUAUUCAGCAUCCGUGCAAGCAAAAAAUUCAGAAAGCAAGGAAUCGGUCCCUCCCAUAACCCAAUUUUCAAUGAAAGAGGCACCCCCCAAAGCCUUCCACCAGUAUAACACCAACAUCUCUACAUUCGACGUUCACUGCCUCCCUCAGUUGCAGGAAAAAAAUUCUCCCCCUUCAUCACCCCUUAUUACUUUUCCUCCUGCUUUUGAAGCAGCCAAAGUGGAGCCCAAACCAGAAGAACUUAAGGUAACCGUGAAAUUGAAACCCCGCUUAAGAACCAUACCCAAUGGCCUUGAUGACUGUCGACCGGUAAAUAAGAAAUGGAAAGGAAUGAAGUGGAAAAAAUGGAAUGUACAGAUUGUGAUUCCUAAAGGAACAUUCAAGCCUCCUUGUGAAGAGGAGAUAGAUGAGUUUCUCAAGAAACUGGGCACAACCCUUAAACCUGAUCCUGUACUGAAAGACUACCGAAAAUGCUGCUUCUGUCAUGAAGAGGGCGAUGGACUAACAGAUGGACCGGCAAGACUUCUUAAUCUGGACUUAGACCUCUGGGUUCAUUUGAACUGUGCUCUUUGGUCCACGGAGGUCUACGAGACACAAGCUGGUGCCUUAAUCAACGUUGAACUGGCUCUGCGGAGGGGCUUGCAAAUGAAAUGCGUGUUCUGUCACAAGAUGGGUGCUACCAGCGGCUGCCACAGGUUAAGGUGCACCAAUAUUUAUCACUUUACCUGUGCCAUUAAAGCACAAUGCAUGUUUUUUAAAGACAAAACUAUGCUUUGCCCAAUGCACAAACCGAAGGGCGCUCAUGAGCAAGAACUCAGUUACUUUGCAGUCUUCAGGCGAGUCUACGUGCAGCGGGACGAAGUCCGACAGAUCGCUAGCAUCGUACAGCGGGGGGACCGUGAGCACACCUUCCGGGUGGGGAGCCUUAUCUUCCACAGUAUUGGCCAGCUGCUGCCGCAUCAGAUGCAUGCCUUCCACUCUUCAAAGGUGCUCUACCCGGUGGGGUUUGAGGCCAGCCGGUUGUAUUGGAGCAUACGGUACGCCAACCGCCGCUGUCGCUACCUGUGUUCCAUUGAAGAGAAGGAUGGCUUCCCCCUUUUUGUGAUCAGGGUUAUUGAGCAAGGGCAUGAAGACCUGGUUCUGACUGACCUGACUCCAAAAGAUGUUUGGGAUAAAAUCCUAGAGCCUGUUGCAUCUAUCAGGAAAACUUCCGAAAUGCUCCAGCUAUUCCCUGCAUAUCUGAAGGGCGAAGAUCUUUUUGGCCUGACUGUCUCUGCAGUGGCUAGAAUAGCUGAAUCACUUCCUGGGGUUGAGGCCUGCGAGCGUUACACCUUCCGUUACGGCCGAAACCCCCUCAUGGAGCUGCCUCUCGCCAUCAACCCCACUGGCUGCGCUCGUUCUGAGCCCAAAAUGAGCAGCCAUGUCAAGAGGUUUGUGUUAAGGCCUCAUACCUUGAAUAGCACCAGCACUUCAAAGUCAUUUCAGAGCACAGUUACGGGAGAACUGAAUGCACCUUACAGUAAACAGUUUGUUCAUUCAAAGUCUUCUCAGUAUCGAAAAAUGAAGACUGAAUGGAAGUCCAAUGUCUAUUUGGCACGGUCGCGUAUUCAGGGCCUGGGUUUAUAUGCUGCUAGAGACAUUGAAAAGCACACUAUGGUAAUUGAAUAUAUUGGAACCAUCAUCCGCAAUGAAGUAGCCAACAGGAAGGAGAAGCUUUAUGAAUCUCAGAAUCGUGGAGUAUACAUGUUCCGCAUAGAUAAUGAUCAUGUCAUUGAUGCCACAUUGACCGGAGGUCCUGCAAGGUAUAUUAACCAUUCCUGUGCACCCAAUUGUGUGGCUGAGGUGGUAACCUUUGAACGGGGACAUAAAAUCAUAAUUAGCUCUAGCCGGAGAAUCCAGAAGGGGGAAGAGCUCUGUUAUGACUAUAAGUUUGAUUUUGAAGAUGACCAGCACAAGAUUCCAUGUCACUGUGGGGCUGUAAACUGCCGAAAAUGGAUGAACUAGAUGCAUUCCUUACUCUCUCUGAGGGCUGCGUGUCCCAAGGAAGAAGUGAUUUUGAUUUUGUUAAUUUGCAGGGUAGGGGUGUGUAUGUGUAUGGAAACAAUCACUUCUCUAAAGUUUGUCUUCUACUCCAGUGUAAAGCGAGCACCAGAAGCAAGCUGGCAGAACGUGGAGUUAUGGCCUGGCUUUUCAGGCACACAGAAAUGAAACUGAUCUCCAGACCAGUCCAGCACUUUUGAUUUCAUGAACUCACUAAAGAGAAAUUGAACUCGGGCAGAGAAGCUGUGGCUGACCUGCUGAAGGACAGUGGGGCACCAAUGAAUGUAGACCGAAAUCACCAGCGAAAGGGAGAUGUCCAAAGUGCUGGCCACAGCCUUACUUGUUAAAGGGGCGGGCCCUCUAAAAACAGGAAAAAAAAAAUUAAAAACGUAGACACCACUGAACAAGGAAUGUACUGAAACGACUUCCUUAGGGAUAGAGCUAAGGGAAAAAUAACUUGCACUAAAAUACAUUUAAAAUACUUGAUUCCAUGAGUCAGUUUAUUGUAGUUUUGAUUUCUGUAAAAUAAGAGAAACUUUUUGUAUUUAUUAUUGAAUAAGUGAAUGAAGCUAUUUUUAAAAGGAAAAGUUAGAAGCCAAGCUGCUGCUGUUACCUGCAGAACUAACAAACCCUGUUACUUUGUACAAAAAUGUAAAUAUUUUGAGGAAAAAAAGUACAGUAUAAAAAAUAAUAAUUGACCAAAUGCUACCAGACUUUGCAGCAGUUCGGGUGCUUAUUAAACUUAAUAGGGAUGUUACAAUAUGAUCUCAUGUAUUAAACAUGUCGUUACAACUGUCGUGGGUAACCAAAAUCUCAAUUUAAGAGAGAUUUUCCUUUAUUUUUUUAAUCUUUAAAGCAGACUCAGUUAUGCUGUAUUAACAACUUUUUAAAGUAACCCUUCAAAUUGGUUAGAGAGCAUGUAAAUUACAUCAGUGACUUUUGUAGAUGUUUGAGGAAAUUUAGACUGACUGACCUAUUUUAUUUGUAUUAUAUUGUCACAUCCCUAUUUCUUAAAUCAGGUUUUUUUUUGUGUGUAGAAUUUGUGAUAACUGUGAAUAACUGCUAAAACCACCCAAACUAGAGGCUGAACAUUGAUUUUCUUUUCCAACAGAAAUAGUGGAGAUUAUAUGGCCUGUUCAGCAUAUAAACUAAAAUCAUGUAAUGAAAAUAGAAAUGUGUAGUGAGCGCGUAAGUCUAAUACAAUAGCUGCCUUCUUGAAAAGUAAAAUCAAGGAAAAAAUUAGAGGUAAUUGUGCUUUCAGCUGCAGGACUCUGCCAAUAGGGUUUUGAAAAAAGUAAUUUAAAAUGUGUUUGUAUGAAUUGUUUUUGUUUACAUUUCUUUAAAAAAAUAAACACUGUUUGUGUUUGCUUGUAGAACCCUAAUCAACAUUUUGAACCAGGUUAGUUUUUUAUUUUGUACUUUAAAUUCUGGUACUGACACUUCACAGUCUAAAUAUUAAAAAAAAAUGAAGUUUUUUGUGUGCACAGCUAAAGUGGACUGUAAAACUGGUAGUAUAUUCAGCGAUACAGUUCUGAACUUGUAAUGUAUAUGGCAUGAUGUAUUUUUAUCUUACAGAAUAAAUCAUUGUAUAUAUUUUUCUCUUGAUAAUAGCUGUAUGAAAUUUGUUUCUUGAAUAUUUUUCUUCUCUUGUACAAUAUUCCAACAUCCUACCAGUAUUUGUCUUACAGGUUUUUAUUCUGUUCUGUAUAAUAGUUAUCUAAUGUUGGCAAAAAUGAAUUUUUGAAGUAUACAGAGUGUUAUGGGCUUUGAAAUUUGUGGAAAUAAAUUUAGAAAAUCGGCAUUUACAAAUAAAAUAUUUUACAUCUAUAAAUACUUUAAUAUUUUCCUUUGUGUCAGGAUGCAGCACAUCCUGAAUAUAUUACUUCCAGGGAUACACCAAAGAGGCUGUUUUCGCCAUUAAGAGGAUACCUUAGAUAGCCCAAUGCUGUACCCAAAUCCUGAUUCUAUGAAGACAGGUGCAUAUGUAAUAUAAAAAGUACAGAAACAUAAUUGUGCAGAUAUUUUAUGCAUUAGCGUAAGUUACAUUAAUCAGUGAUCAUGUUAGUAGCUCUAAGUAAGUUUUUCCCAUUCCGGACAUUCUUACCAGCUAUAUAACCUGCUCUAUUCUUUGGAAUAAAAAAAAGCCUAUUUGAGAUCAUUAUAGCCCUCUCUCUCAGAGCUUUUGAUCAUAUGAACAUACCACAGUUGAUUCUGCAAACUCUUACAGGUAGUCCUCGCUUAAUGACUGUUCGUUUAGUGACCAUUCAAAGUUACAACAGCACUAAAGUGACUUGUGACCGGUGCCUGAAGUUAUGACCAUUGCAGUGCCCCCUGCGAUCACGUAAUUGUGAUCCGGUUGCUUGGCAACCAGCUCACACUUAUGACGGUUGCAAUGUCCCGGGGUCACACAAUUGCCAUUUGCGACCUUCCCAGCUCGUUUCUGGCAAUCAGUGGGGAACGUGGUGUUCGCUUAAUCACCAUGUGCCUUAUUUAAUGACCACAAUUCACUUAAUGGCAGCAGUAAUUCGCUUAACGAUCACAGCAAAAAAAGGUCUUAAAAUUGGGUCCAGUCACGUGAUUUGCUUAAUGACCACAUCGCUUAGCGACCUAAAUUCUGGUCCCAAUUCUGGUCAUUAAGUGAGGACUACCUGUAUUAGGUAACCUGAUAAACAGAGGACUAGGGAGAGCUUUCUACCGCAAACAGAAUGGCUGGUUUCACUAAAAUAAAAUCAAAAGUACUGUUACAAAAGUUACAACCAUAAACAGGAUAAGUAAGGUUCCCAAGUAUUUAAUGUACACUAGAGACCAAUGGGACAGUUGCUAAUAUGAGUGUCAAUAACACCUAGUGUUAAUAAUAAAAAAUGCAAUACAAAAUAUAUAAAAAUUGAUACUUGUUUUCUCUCCAUGAAACUGCAAAGAUAAAUCAUAAGCAUUUUUGUAGAUGUAAUACUCCCUAUGCUGCCUGAUUUGUAAAAAGGAAUAUAAGAAUCUUUUAUACCUCUUGCAACACCAACAUCCUUAAAACGUGCCUUAAACCUGCACUGCAUAAAUUAAGGACCAGGUUUCCCAAUGAAAGUUUUUGGUCCAAAACCAAAGUCAAGCUUCUCACCAAUAUUUAUUUACGUGUAUCAGUAACUUUUAAGCACUUAGCAAAGUUUUUUUUUUCUUUAAACCCCUUCACAGAGAAAUGGGGAAGUACCAGGUAUGGCAAAAAUCAAGCAACGUAAUUCGUAUCAAGCAACGUAACGUUUCGUAUUGUGGCAUUCCAAGGUGCCUCGCAAGAACAGAAAGGCCGUCCCUCCC